UGGUGAACGUCACAGCAGUGAUGGAAGGAGAGGCUCUACUGCCUUGCGACGUCUCUACUACACUUGAAGACGAUCACCCGGUUCUUGUAAUGUUUUACAGCAAUUACUCUGGCACUCCCAUCUACACAGUUGACCUACGGAACCAGAGGAUGACACAUCCCAAACACCAACCACUAUCAGUUCUCAAGAACCGUGCCAAGUUUGACCUGACCCCACGUCACUCUGGCCUGAACCUGGAGACAGUCUGGAGUUCUGACGACGGACUCUACCGCUGCAGAGUAGACUUCAAGAAAUCUCCGACUCGUAAUUCUAGAAUCUAUCUCAAUGUUAUAGUGCCACCAGACAGUGUAAGAAUCCUGGACAUAAAUGGCAACGAGAAGAGUUCUACCAUUGGUCCCUACGUGUUGGGAAUGACACUCACACUCAAGUGUGUAGCCAAGGGAGGUCGGCCAGCGCCGCGUGUGACGUGGUGGUCGGGCCACUCUGAGGUUCCUGGGGAGGUGGUGGAGGGACCCAGGGAAGUGGUCAACACUCUGAGAGUACCGUCACUCCAGCGUCACCACCUCCAUCACUCACUCAUAUGUCAGGCCAACAAUGCUGAGUCUGCUGUCCCUGUUACCGCUGCUGUCACUAUUGACAUGACUUUACCGCCCAUGUCCAUCGACCUCAUAGGUGUUGAUGGACCAAUCUCCGCGGGAGUGGGUGUAACUUUGGUGUGUAUCGUGGUUGGGGCGAGGCCUUCACCCACAGUAAGCUGGUGGUUGGAUGGACGGCCACUUAGAUCAAGCGGCGAGAGACUACUCGACAACGGUAAUGUUACUGAGAGCAAGGUGGUGAUUGUGGCCACUCCUGAGGACCAGGGUCGCUACCUCUCCUGCAGAGCAGAAACUCCAGGACUGCUUCAGUCAUCACUCGAAGAUGGCACCAAACUCGUUGUCCACUACGUUCCUGAGGUGCACAUCAACCUGGACUCACGUCUCCAGCUGCAAGACAUCAAGGAAGGUAUGGACGUGUAUUUCACCUGCUCUGUCAACGCCCUUCCCGCCCCUACCUCCGUCCUCUGGUACCACAACGUGAGUAACAUUAAAUACAACAGCAGCAGUGGUGUGGUUGUGUCCAACAUGAGCGUGGUGCUACAGAGAGUAGAGAGGUACACUUCGGGCAGCUACACCUGCAGAGCAACCAAUGUUGAGGGUCAAGGUGUAUCAACACCCAUCCUGCUACAGGUUAAGUACUCGCCUGUGUGCAAGCCUGGGCAGCGCUGGGUGUACGGUGUCGCUCACAACGAGAUGGUUAACGUUACCUGUGACGUGGACUCCCACCCACAGCAAGUGACCUUCAGCUGGGUGUUCAACAACACAGUGACUACCACUGACAUCCCCGAGGCUCACAUCACCAACAAUUUGACCCUUAGUAUGGUAAGCACUUUCUCUCACCAGGUGACAUACACGCCCCACACACAGAUGGACUACGGUUUUCUGCUGUGUUGGGCUACUAACUCAGUGGGGCAGCAGCGGGAGCCGUGUGUCUUCAAGAUCUUUCCUGCAAGGCCACCAGACACACUGAGGAACUGUACGGUGCUGAACGAGACUGUGGAGGCCGUCCAGGUUGGCUGUGGUGCGGGUUACGACGGUGGUCUGCCUCAGAAUUUCAUUAUGGAGGUCUACGAGACGGAAUCGCGCAAACUUAAGUCUAACGUGACAAGCAAGACAGCAGUGUUCACAGUGAGAGGUCUACCUUCCGGGCUGCUGCUGACUAUCAUCAUGUAUGCUGCCAACACCAAGGGUCGCUCUCAGCCAUCCCUCCUGCAGGCUGCCACCCUCCACAACAUCAACCAUAAACACAUCUCUGACGUCGUGCAGAGAGCCAGUGAACUGCCUUCCACGAUGGAGCUGCAUCCGUCACUCGCCAUCAUCUUAGGGGUAGUGGGCGGCAUCCUGGUCGUGUUAGUGAUGAUUAUUGUGGUGAUGGUGGUGAGACGACCACGGAGGGAGAUGACCCAGGCACGACUUAGUCAAGAAGUCUCCAGCCUCCACAUCCUGACGAAGGACGACAGCAACAGCGGUCGUCUUGACGUUGACGAGAAGGAUCCCGAUGUCAUUCCUGAUACCAGAGUGUUGGCUGUGAGAUCGGAGUCGGCGGUGAGCUGUGUGGAAGAGAGCGUGUGUGAGCUCUCAGAGACGACAGAUUCAUCUCCCCACCACCACGCUCUCUGUCCCCUACACUUAGGAGGCAGAGUGGACCUUAUGGACCAUCUGGGAGCAGCUGACGUCUACACGAUAUACGGAGACAUGGUUGGCAACACUCAUCCCGACACUGCUCAAGUCACUGCAGAGAUUUCCCAAGCUCACCCUGGCGCUUACGUGAACUCUAACCGCAAUGCACAUUCUAACUACUCUCAACCAGUACACAUUCACGCAGAGCCAGUUCAUGCCCUUGCGGAAUCUCAGCCCCACGUCCACCAAUCGCAAUAUAUCCAGCGGGAGUAUUCUUCUCCCCUCACUGUCGACAUGCACCGCUCUUCUUCCUAUCACCACAUGCCUCUCACCGCCACCUCUGUUCCAGCGCCCAUGUACACCCUCGCUUAUGCUAUGCCAAUCGCCCACACCCAAACCCUGCCCCACCCACGCUCAAGCCACGUGAGGAAUCGCAACAAUGCACUCCCACUUCAGCGGAGGAGCAGCUUGUAUAUGGUAAGAAUUUCUUUAUAUUCUUAUAAUGUGACUUCAACACUUUCAGCAGAAUGACAAAAAAUCGUAAUAUUCAAUUUUCA
This is a messenger RNA of Cherax quadricarinatus, 2773 nucleotides long. Its product is annotated as contactin-2-like. Gene Ontology annotation, molecular function: protein binding. The record is from RefSeq and is a predicted model, not a curated record. NCBI's taxonomy places the organism in Eukaryota, Metazoa, Arthropoda, Malacostraca, Decapoda, Parastacidae.